Molecule: messenger RNA, 4433 nt
Organism: Paramisgurnus dabryanus
Lineage: Eukaryota; Metazoa; Chordata; Actinopteri; Cypriniformes; Cobitidae
Product: N-fatty-acyl-amino acid synthase/hydrolase PM20D1.2-like
Biological process (GO): lipid metabolic process; amino acid metabolic process
Molecular function (GO): metallocarboxypeptidase activity; hydrolase activity, acting on carbon-nitrogen (but not peptide) bonds, in linear amides
Source: RefSeq, a predicted model, not a curated record
CCUGCAGAGGGCGAUCAUGUAACACCAUCAAAUGAGCAAAACAAACAUGGACCUUGAUAUGAAAUGACUGCUGUUUGUACUUCCUGAAUCAUGACGGGUCAUAAAACUCAGUGGAAAUUAUUCAAGCUUUUUAAAGUACUACUGCUGACCUUUAUUUUAUCGCUUACGCUGUUGUUUCUUGUUGCAACAGUUAGGACGUUUACAUUUGAUGUCAGUGCGGGGCUUCAUUUAGGAAAAUGGGAAAAUACAAACACAAUUGCUCCUCAUUUAACUCCACAACAGAAAAAGGAUCUGCUGGCCAACUUCAAAGCGGCUAUUCAGAUUCCCACAGUUGCAUUUACGGAGACGAAUAUCAACACGGAUGCGUUGCGUGAGUUUGACGCGCUGCUGAGGAGGGCUUUCCCAAAGGUCUUCUCAUCCAGCUUGGUCAAACAUGAGACAAUAUCAAACUACAGUCACCUGUUUACAGUGUCAGGCACUGAACUCGAUCUGGAGCCAUACAUGUUACUGGCACACAUUGAUGUAGUGCCCGCCGAUGAGGCGGACGGGUGGGAAGCUCCUCCUUUCUCUGCUAAAGAAAUGAAUGGCUUCAUUUAUGGACGAGGGACCAUCGACAAUAAACAGUCUGUGAUGGGGAUCCUUCAGGCAUUGGAAUAUCUACUGGAACGCGGUUACACCCCUCGACGCACCUUCUACAUUGGUUUGGGUCACGAUGAAGAGGUGAAUGGCUUACAGGGUGCAGUGAAUAUUGUGAAGGCUCUCAAGAGUCGUGGGGUGAAGCUUCAGUACGUUUUAGAUGAAGGUCUAGCAGUGCUGGAUGGUAUCAUAAACGGUCUGGACGGACCUGCUGCUUUAAUAGGUGUUAGUGAGAAGGGUCAGGCCACAGUAAAGCUGACUGUUAACACUGCACCAGGACAUUCAUCAAUGCCUCCAAGAGAAACCAGUAUUGGCAUAUUGGCUUCAGCAGUCAGAAGGUUGGAGGAAAAUCCAAUGCCAAGACUGUUUGGUUAUGGACCUGAACGUGGCACCUUUGAACACCUGGCACAUCGGUUUGGCCUUCCUCUCAGAUUCAUCAUGUCUAAUCUGUGGCUAUUCUCUCCAUUGAUCAGCAGAGUAAUGGAGCGAAAACCUGAUACAAACGCAUUUGUGAGGACAACAACAGCCGUAACCAUGUUUAACUCCGGUGUUAAGGUUAAUGUCUUACCGCCGCACGCGGAAGCUUUCGUCAAUCUGCGAAUCCACUCGGCCCAAACGUUGCAGGAGGUUAUGGACUUGAUCGGGUCGAUUGUAGCAGAUGAGCGUGUGAAGAUCGAGUUGGUCAACGGGUUCGAUCCGUUGCCCAUCAGCUCCUAUGAUGAACGGUCAUUUGGUUACCAGAUCAUUAAGAAAACGGUGCAAGGCAUGUUUCCUCACGUCAGUGUGGCUCCUGGUAUUUGUGUUGGCAAUACUGACAGUCGUCAUUAUAAGGACAUCGCUCGAGACAUUUAUCGCUUUGCCCCAUCGUGGUUUAAACCAGGUGAUCCUCAGAGAUUUCAUGGCGUGAACGAGAGAAUCUCCAUUAAGAACUAUGAAGAGCUCGUGCUGUUUUACUUCCACCUUAUCCAGAAUAAUGACGUCAGGAAGUUGCCUUCACCUCACAGCAGCCAGCAUGAGCUGUAGGACUUUCGGCAAUACAAGACAUUAAGGUUGACACUCAGAGAUUUGUUUUAAUAAACGUAAAAUUUGAAUCUAUACAAAAUCAUUAUUAGUACCACUAUACUGCCCUCCGAAGGCUAAGUGCAGUAAACACUGAAACAGAGAAUUUUUUUUAAAGGUGCCGUAGAAUGUAAAACCGUAUUGAUGAUAAUUAAGAGUUAUGUAUGUGGUAAUAAAAUAUCGUAAGCCUCAAACACGAUUGCAUGCAAAAAACAGGCCAAUCUCAACAUAACACCGACUAUGACGUUACAAUCGAGAUGUACGCCCCCAACAUUAAAUUACACAUUAAAGGUGCAGUGUGUAAAUUUUGCAGUGAGAUUGUGAAUUGCAACCAACGGUUCAGGCCACCAUUCAUUGAAACACAUAGAGAAGCUACGGUAGCCACCACAGGACAAACAUGUUGUUGUCUAAAAAAGAAAUACAGUAGUGCCAAAACAUGCUCUGUACAGCAGUUUAGGGCUACUUUAGAAACAUGGCGGCACAAAAUGGCAACGUCCAUAUAAGGGGGCCCACAGCGUAUGUAGAUAAAAAGUCUUAUUUUAAGAUAAUAAACACAUAACUGUUUAUUAUGUAAGGUCUUUAUGCAUCACUGAUAAUAUAGUUAUGUAUAUAAUAUUGCAUUUCUGUCAAUAGAUCCUUCUUAAAGUUACACACUGCACCUUUAAAUUAAUGUUGCUACAAUGCUAAAAACAAAGUUGUGACUGCUGGGUUAGCGCUAUAUGCUAGUGUUUAGGCUAAAGUUCUACUAUUGACGUUACAGUUAUGUUUUGCAGGUCCAUUAUGAAUAAAAACACAAAAUCUGUAUCUUCUUCUGAUACAGCCUCAAACAUUUAAGAUCUGUUUGCACACACGCCGAGCUACUGAAAUAAGCCGCUCUGAGAAACAGCCAAUCCGAGCUUAACAUUAUAAUUCAUGACCCUUUCAAAUAAGGUAAUACUACUGUAUAUAAUACAUUGUAUUAAUGCAUUUUUCGGCACCUUUAAACUUUUUACACCAAUCAGUCAAACAUGUUACUGCAAAUUUUUCUGAAAUGGGACAAAUAUGAGCCAGGAGACUUUGUCACCAGACAAAAUAGAUGUCACAAAGCCAAUUUCAAGCCUUAAAGGGAUACUCCAGCCAAAUAUCAAAAUUACCCAAUGAUAUACUCGCCCUCAAGCAAUUUGAGAUACACAUGUCCAUCAUCUAACAGAUGAGCACAUUUGGAGUUAUUUUUGUAAUGACGCCAUUUUGGGCUAACAGGAGUUUUAGUGUAGUGAGCAUUGGUUGCCAUGGGUAUGUUGCGCAGUGACUCAUGUGAAGCUAGUCGGAAGCUAGUUAUUAUAGUUUAUAAAGUUUAAAAUAUGGACAUUUUUCUUACAAUAUUGCAUUGAUAAAAGUAUUUUGUGGGUAAUCAACCCAUUGUAGCUGUUUGGAUUAUUUCUGACUUUAAAAAUGAAAAUUCUGUCAUCAUUUACUCUCAUGUUGUUACAAACCUAUAUCAAUAUUUUAGUUCUGAUGAACCCGAAGGAAGAUAUUUUGAGAAAUGUUUGUAACCAAACCAUUUGUGAACCUCAUUCACUUCCAUAUUAUUAUUUUUUCCUACUAUGGAAGUAAAUGGGGUCCAUUUAAAAAGUGCAUGCAUCCUUUACAGAAGUUGUUCCCUGAUCCCUAUUUUCUCCCAUUAUAAGCUUGGAACUAAAAUACUAAAAAAACUCCAAAUGUGUUUGUCUGAAAGAUGAUGGACAUAUAUAUCUCGGAUUGCUUGAGGGUGAGUAAAUCACAGGGUAAUUUUGAUAUUUGGCUGGAGUAUCGUUUUAACUCAAUUUUGACCUAAUGUUUAGUUACUGUGCUUUACCUUUGUAGGGCAUAAUCAGGAUCAUCCUUUUGAGGUGUAUAUGUGUUAUAGAAAGGGGUCUUGGGACAUAUACAUUUUGGUGACGUAGAUAGAUUAAAGUGAUAGGUAAACAAAGGGCAUCAUUUCAGACUAUUCAUUCAUUAACCUGAACUCUUAAUGGAGUGAUAUCAUGAACAAGGCAUUGCACUGAAAAUAUUAAUGAUUGCUAUGAGUAACUUGGCUGAAAUAUAAAACUCCUUUAAAGUGACUGAUCACCAAUACAGUUGCAAGGGAGUAAAUAAAAAUGGCCAUUAUGAUGAUGGUGCAGAGGAAUGUUGGGCUUCUCUGCAGUCAGUAUAAAGAUAGAAAUCACAGCCAGUGUUGGGUAUUUUAGGGAUACAAGAAUGCAGUUUGAAAAAAAAUCCUACCAGUUUGAAUUGUUUGGAUUUUCUUUAUAUGUUUAUUUUUACGGCCUUGCAGAUAUGCAGUGUUACCGGUUUGGAUGAACCCUUUGUCUCAGACAUACCCUGAGCACUUCCUAGGUAUUCACAAAUGUGUUUUGCAUUUUUAUGGUUGCUUUUCAAAUGGUUGCAUUGUGGGCCAGCAGGUUUUUGUUAGAUUCAAACUUUCUAAUAAUCAUCUGCCUUAAAGACUGCAGUGCUUUAUUCCACCCUUAAAGGAAGGUAAAUAGUUUUAGUCUGGUGAAAGGUUUAAAGUGUGGGUCAAUAAACCCAAAUUUGCUUUUGGAGAGCAGUUACAUAAAGUUUGGUGUCUGUACUGAGCUAAACAAGAGUGCUUUUGAUUUUUGGACGUUAACUUGAAUUCUUAAUUCUGUUUUGCACUGAUCUGUACUGUAAUUUUGUAAUGUAUUGUUUUGAUUAUCUUAACAUUUCAUGAUAAAUAAAAAGUAGUUAAAAAACACAAA